This is a messenger RNA of Rhincodon typus (whale shark), 1902 nucleotides long. Its product is annotated as E3 ubiquitin/ISG15 ligase TRIM25-like. Lineage: Eukaryota; Metazoa; Chordata; Chondrichthyes; Orectolobiformes; Rhincodontidae. The record is from RefSeq and is a predicted model, not a curated record. Gene Ontology annotation, molecular function: zinc ion binding. Bases 1126 to 1902 code for a protein of 258 amino acids. The transcript is spliced from 2 exons.
UCACCAGGAGUCCAGUUUUUAAAAGGUCAACCAGAACAUUUAUAAAGGCAGACAGGGUGUUUUCAUUAAUUACAACAGGCACCAACCAAAUGACUCUGUUUCCCAUGUAGUGUUGUACCAACCUCAAUGGUUACUGAAGUCCUCAGCAUUCAGGUUUUUUAUAUUUCUGCUGUUUGGUUUGCGGCUUGGCAAAAAAGACAGUAAUUUUGCAAAAAAUGAAUAAGUGACCCCCUGACCUGUCGGGAUCACAAUAACUGCGCAACAACACGAGUUGCAAAUUGCUUCUCAAUGUUAAAAGUUUGGAUCCACUUAUAGUUAUCAACAGAUAUUUCAGUAGACCUACUUGCAAACCAUUAGGUCAAGGCACACUUUGCAAAUUAAACAUUUGGUGAGAGCAUUAGGGCAGGCGAAGGCCUAGUGCUAUUAAUCCAGAGACCCAGAUACCGUUCUGGGGACUUGGGUUCAAAUCCUGCCACGGCAGAUGGUGGAAUUUGAAUUCAGCAGAUGUCUGAAAUUAAGAGUCUAAUGAUGACCAUGAAUCCAUUGUCAAUUGUCAAUUGUCAGGAAAAGCCCAUCUGUUUCACUAAUGCCCUUUAGGGAAGGUAACUGCCAUCCUUACCUAGUCUGGCCUAUAUGUGACUCCAGAUCCACAGCAAUGUGGUUGACUCUUAACUGCCCUCUGGGCAAUUAGGGAUGGACAAUAAAUGCUGGUCUAGCCAGUGAUGCCCUCAUUCCAUGAAUAAGUAAAGAAAAAAUGUUUAGUGAUAAAAGCAAAACACUGCUUAUACAGGAAACAAACAGAAAAUGCUGGCAAAAACUCAGCAGGUCUGGCAGCAUCUGUAGAGAGAUAAACAGAGUUGAUGCUUUGAGUCUGAUAUGAAUCUUGUCUUAUCCGAGUGCACUAUUGACAGCAGAGAAAAAUAGAUACAUGCCUGCCCAUGUGGAGAUUGCAUUUUGAGAUGAAUUUGGUCUUCUCUGUAGAUUGUAGCUGUAGCCUUUAACCUGGGGAGGGAGAGGGAGCAGAGUGUUUGAGGGAAAACGUCGCCUCUGUUGUUUCUGGGGCAGUGGGGAAGGCUCACAGAGGUGUCAGGAGGAGGCCAUUCAGCCCACUGUAGCCGUGCGGUGAUGGCCGCGGCCAACCUGCUGUCCCUGGAGCAGCAGCUCUCCUGCUCCAUUUGCCUGGAGGUGUUUACCGAGCCCGUGAACCUGCCGUGCGGACACACCUUCUGCCUGCGCUGCAUCGACAAGAACUGGCAGCAGAGCCCGGCCAGCGCCUGCCCCGAGUGCCGGGCCUCCUUCGUGCCCAGGCCUCCCCUCCGGAAAAACAUCGUCCUGUGCGGCAUCGUGGACGAGUUUAACCGCCUGGGCCAGGCCUCGGCCUCCCGUGUCCCCUGUGACCGGUGCGGGGACACCAAGGCGGUGAGGUCGUGCUGGGCCUGCCUGGCCACCCUGUGUGAGGCCCACCUCCGGCCCCACUACCAGGACGAGCAGCAGUACCGCGGGCACCAGCUCACCGAGCCCGUCCCGGGCCUGAGCCGCCGCCGGUGCGCGGCCCACGGCAAGCUGCUCGAGUUCUUCUGCCGCAGCGACGGCGCCUGCAUCUGCGGCCUGUGCAUCGUGCAGCAGCACCGGGAGCACACCGUCACCGGGGCCGAGGAGGAGGCCUCCCGCCUCAAGCUUCUAGCUCUAAUGCUAACCAUUGCCAGGGUGCAAUGCCAUUGGCUCUUGGAUCAGGCCACCUCCCAGGGCUCUACUGUCAUCCUGUGCCCAUUAGAGUCCAGAUAUCAGUGGCAGCGCUGCCAGCCAGCUGAGAAAAUCCAGUACAGUGAGAUCAUUUCAGAUGUAAUUAGCAAGGCCUUUGUAAAGAAGGAAAGAUUACUGGCAUUGAAGGCAAUCCAGUGA